UCCAGCUUCCGCCCUUGCAAAAGCCACCUUUGAAUUUCCCGGGCUGCUACUUGAAUGCCUGGGAAGGAGUGGGCAGCAAUGGAAAGAAACUCUUGAUGCUUUCUUCACUAUCACCGUGUGGUGGAGGGAAAAGAUCCAUCAUGAGGCCUGUUCAGGAUCCCCCAGUGUCCUUCGAAGAGGUGGCUGUGCAUUUCACCCUGGGUGAGUGGGCCCUGCUACGCCCAGCCCAGAGAGCUCUCUACAAGGAAGUCAUGCUGGAGAAUUAUGGGAAUGUGGCCUCUCUGGGACCAGUGAUGACCAAACCUGACCUCAUUUCCUGGCUGGAAGGUGAAGAAGAGCAUUUCUUAUCGUUCUCGGCUGAAGAGAAAGGAUUGGCAGCCAGAGAUAUGCAGAGAAUUCAAGGAGAGGCAAUUUUUUUUAAAAGCCUGGAGUGUGGGAGAAAGCUCAGUUGGAGUGAUGUUACUUCUCAUCAAAGAACUCAUAGAGGGGAGAAAGCACAUAACUGCCUGGAUCACGACAGCAGCUUUCAUCAGAGUGGACGGCCGACUUCACAUCAAAGAAGCCACAAAGGGAAGAAACCAUAUAACUACCCCAAAUGCGGGGAAAGCUUCAAACAAAAUGGAAGCUUUAUGUAUUAUAGGAGAAUCCAUACAGGACAGAAGCCAAAUAUAUGCCUGGAGUCCUUUAGUAGCAAAGGAGGCCUUCCUUACCAUGAAAGAAUUCACAUAGGGGAGAAGCCUUCUAAAUGUCUAGAGUGUGGGAAAAGCUUUCUACGGAAGGGUACUUUAAAUUUCCAUCGAAGUAUUCACACAGGAGAGAAACCAUACAAAUGCCUGGAGUGUGGGAAAAGCUUUCUAUGGAAGAAUUCUUUAAUUUCCCACCAAAGAAUUCACACGGGAGAUAAGCCGUAUAAAUGCCUUGAGUGUGGGAAAACUUUUAGUCGUAAGUUAAGCCUCACUCACCAUGACAGAAUUCACAAAGGGGAGAAACCAUAUAAAUGUCUGGAGUGUGGGAAUAGCUUUGUAAGAAAAGAUACACUAACUUCCCAUCAAAGAAUUCAUACAGGGGAGAAACCAUAUAAAUGCCUGGAGUGUGGGAAAAGCUUUCUACGGAAGAAUGCUUUAAUUUCCCACCAAAGAAUUCACACGGGAGAAAAGCCGUAUAAAUGCCUUGAGUGUGGGAAAACUUUUAGUCGUAAGUUAAGCCUGACUUACCAUGACAGAAUUCACAAAGGAGAGAAACCAUAUAAAUGUCUGGAGUGUGGGAAAGCCUUUUGUCGCAAGGUAAGUCUCACUUACCAUGAAAGAAGUCAUACUGGGGAGAAACCAUAUAAUUGUUUGGAGUGUGGGAAAAGCUUUCCAUGGAAGAAAAUUUUAAUUUCCCACCAAAGAAUUCACAAGGGAGAAAAGCCAUAUCAAUGCCUUGAGUGUGGGAGAGCUUUUAGUCGUAAGUUAAGCCUCACUUACCAUGACAGAAUUCACAAAGGGGAGAAACCAUAUAAAUGUCUGGAGUGUGGGAAAAGCUUUCAGCAGAACGGUAAGUUAACUUCCCAUCAAAGAAUUCACACAGGAGAGAAGCCAUAUAAAUGUUUGGAGUGUGAAAAGUGCUUUAGUAGCAAAGGAGGCCUUACUCGCCAUGAGGGAAUUCAUACAGGAGAGAAACCAUAUAAAUGUCUAGAGUGUGGGAAAAGCUUUCUACGGAAGGGUUCUUUAAUUUUCCACCAAAGAAGUCACACAGGAGAGAAGCCAUAUAAAUGCCUUAAGUGUGGGAAAGCUUUUAGUCGUAAAAUAAGUCUCAAUUACCAUGACAGAAUCCACACAAGGGAGAAACUAUAUAAUUGUCUGGAGUGUGGGAAAAGCUUUCAACAGAACAGUACAUUAACUUCCCAUCAAAGAAUUCACACAGGAGAGAAGCCAUAUAAAUGUUUGGAGUGUGGAUGGUGUUUCCGUUACAAAGGAAACCUUACUUGCCAUGAGAGAAUUCAUACAGGGGAGAAACCAUAUAAAUGUCUACAGUGUGAGGAAAGGUUUCUAUGGCAAGGUACUUUAAAUCGCCAUAAAAAAAUUCACACAGGAGAGAAGCCCCAUAAAUGCAUGAGUGCGGGAACGCCUUAAGUAGCAAGAUGAGCCACACAUACCAUGACAGAUUUCACACAGGAAAAACCAUAUAAAUGAGAGUGUAAAAGAAGCUUCCGACAGAACAGUGUUAACUUUCCAUCAAAAAAUUCACACUACAGGGAACCCAUAUAGAUGCCUGCAAUGUGGAAAGUGUUUUAGUAGCAACGGAGGCCUUACAUACGGUGACAAAAUUUAUACAGUGGAGAAACCAUAUAAAUGCUGCAGUGUGGGAAAAGCUUUCGAGAGAAGAAUAUGUUAACAUUUCAUCAAAGAAUUCACAAGGGGAGAACCCGAAUAUAUGCUUGGGGUGUUGAAAAGGCUUUAGGCAUAAAAGAAGCCUUACCAUAAGCAAAUUCACACUGGGGAGAGACCAUGUACAUGCCAGGAAUAUGGGAAAAGUUUUACAUCAAACAAUUCACACUGGAGAAACCAUAUAGAUGAUGAGUGUGGACAAGGCUUUCAGGGGAGAAUGCACAGAGCGUGGAAAAUUCUUCAGUUCUAAGAGUAGACUUGGAUGCCAUGAAAGAAUGCACAUUGAGGAGAAAGUGGCAUGUGGAAAGACAUUCCAUCAAAGAAAAGUAGACCGGGAAAUUAGCCUGAUUUCUGGCAUUAGAGUGCUGUCUAAGACUAUUCUGUUUCAAUUGAAAAGAGAGAGGUUCCUAUCUAGAUAGCUGAAGAAGUGAGCUGUGACUCAGGAAAGCUCAUACCUUGCCACAAAUUUAGUCUUCCAGAUGCUCCAGUUCUUUUUUAACUGAUGUAGACAGACUUAACAUGGCUACCCACUGCAUCUGUCUCACACCUAAAUCUAAUAAAAUAAAAUAUGUAAGAAUUGUGAGGGUCAUCUUCCUUUUGUUUUGUGGGACGUUCCCUCAGCUGGGAGCCACAUGCAUGAAUCGUUCUCUGUGUGUUGCUCUCUCUCACCCAUUAUCUUUCCACAGAUGAGCAAAGCAGUUGCAAUAGAUCAUAUUGAGAGAAGCAGUCCUGUAGCUCUGUAGACCUUAAGCCCUAAGACUUUGUCAGUAAUAGUCAGCACCUUGACAUAAACUGGAAAACGGAACAGUCGCCAAUGGAGCAACUUAAGAUACGUUUCGUUCUGUGCCUCACCCCAAAUUCUAAUCAAGCUGGAGAUUCUGACUUCAAGGGUAGACCCAUGUAGAAUAUAUUACAGUAGACUGGAUGCCUGGUUAACUGUGGCUUUGUAUUGAUUCUAUCCUGAGCAUCACUGCCUCUAAAAUUCCCUGUAUUCUGAGAAUAAUCAAGUAUUAUGCUUCAAUAAACUAUAUACUUAGUUAAA
This is a messenger RNA of Heteronotia binoei (common prickly gecko), 3411 nucleotides long. RefSeq names its product zinc finger protein 260-like. Gene Ontology annotation, biological process: regulation of transcription by RNA polymerase II. Gene Ontology annotation, molecular function: RNA polymerase II cis-regulatory region sequence-specific DNA binding; DNA-binding transcription factor activity. Lineage: Eukaryota; Metazoa; Chordata; Lepidosauria; Squamata; Gekkonidae. The transcript has 5 exons. Bases 96 to 2114 code for a protein of 672 amino acids. The record is from RefSeq and is a predicted model, not a curated record.